UGGAAGACUUGCAGUGAUGGCAAUCUUUCUGCUCUGUAUCAUCUUUUUGGUCUCUGCUUCUCACUACAACUGGGCUGAGCAACAACGCAAUGACAGGAUGACCUGGCUGAAAUGGGGGGAUUCCUUGACCAUCCAAUGCUCCACCACUAAAGACAACUACGAUGGGCUAUAUUUACUCUGGGGCCUUGAUGAAAAGACAGAGGUAUUCUUCCUGUUCAAGGAAGACAAGAAACUGACACUUGGGAUGAAAUACAGUAGCAGAGUGAAGACAGAAGGAGAGGUGAACAAACUCACCAUCACCAUCGCCAAUAUGACUGAGGACGACUCUGGUGUUUACUGGUGCAAGUACAGAUACUUAAAUGAGGAAACAGGCAAUACAGACAGGGCUAAAGGCAAUGGUUCCAGGCUGGUUGUGGUGCGUGGUGCGUAUAAGCCAUGCCCUGAUGGUGAUGGGACACCAGCGAUGACUCCCACCCUGGUGACAGUCACUGCAAUCUCUGCUGGCUCUGUGUUCCUGCUGUGUGUGGUCAUUAUUUUCAUCUGGGUGGUCCCCAGGGUGAAGAAAUCGUCUGCAAAGAAGAGACGUGUGCAGCCCAGGCGUAACGACUCAGUUUAUGAGGAUAUGCGCAGGACCCAAAACUCUUACUGA
This is a messenger RNA of Megalops cyprinoides (Indo-Pacific tarpon), 649 nucleotides long. RefSeq lists its product as uncharacterized. Gene Ontology annotation, biological process: adaptive immune response. The record is from RefSeq and is a predicted model, not a curated record. Gene Ontology annotation, cellular component: membrane. NCBI's taxonomy places the organism in Eukaryota, Metazoa, Chordata, Actinopteri, Elopiformes, Megalopidae. The transcript has 4 exons. Bases 17 to 649 code for a protein of 210 amino acids. Gene Ontology annotation, molecular function: signaling receptor activity.